This is a messenger RNA of Drosophila montana, 884 nucleotides long. RefSeq lists its product as uncharacterized. NCBI's taxonomy places the organism in Eukaryota, Metazoa, Arthropoda, Insecta, Diptera, Drosophilidae. Bases 157 to 882 code for a protein of 241 amino acids. The record is from RefSeq and is a predicted model, not a curated record. The transcript has a single exon.
UGUUCAGUCUGCAAUCAACUGCGACAGCUAAAAUUUGUUUUUAAUUUUUCCUUUUUGGCUUUUUGGAAAAAUUUUCUAAAUUUAUAUUCCCCUCUUUUUGGUUCCAAAUUUGUAAAGUUCAAUGUCGAUGUGGAAGCAAAUAUCUGGCAAGUCUCGAUGCCUGCUGGGAAAAGCCCGGAUUCUAGAUUCUGUUCUACUUCGAGGCUUAUCGAGCGAGGACCACAAUCCCAUGCCACAGCACAAUCCCACUCCAACGUGCAUGGAAAAAAAAAAAUUGUGGAAAAGAAUACUCCUUGCGUCGAUGACCACCCCAAACCACGCAAGGCAGAGAAUAUUCAGGAAACUUUUCCCUUCUACAACCUGAUAAAAUUCAGCAAGGAUUGCUGUAAAAUGGAUUGCGCGGAGCUAGAGUUCCCUAGCUUCGACAAGUGUCUCUACAAAGAGUCGGACAAGAACAAGCGCAAGUACCAGAUCACCUGGGUAGAGUGUCCACCUGUUGAAAUCAAGCCCAAGAAGAUCUGUUGCCAUGUCAGGGACGCGCGCCCACCUUUUGAGCGUCGCAAGCCCAAAGAGAGACCCAGCACGGCCUGCCAGCCACCCCCAGAAAAGUGUGAAGACGUGAAAUGUAAAAAAAUUACAAUGCCCCACUGUUGUAGGCCUGCGCGUGUUCCUGGCAAGUGCCAGCGUAUCCGCUAUCCCAGCGUUUGCGCAAAGGUGAAGGCGCCAUACCCAGCCUUCUCGGAGUGCUCCCGUCCCAAGCUGCGCAAGAGGCGUAGUUCCGAAUGUCACUGUUGGGAUGAAAUACCAAUGUGCGUGCUGCUCAGGGUUCUAAACAAGCGUCUCAACUCUGGCCGUAUAAGCAUGAAUCCCUGCAAGCCCUGAAU